Messenger RNA from Haliotis rubra (blacklip abalone), 1690 nucleotides. RefSeq lists its product as uncharacterized. Lineage: Eukaryota; Metazoa; Mollusca; Gastropoda; Lepetellida; Haliotidae. The record is from RefSeq and is a predicted model, not a curated record. Bases 884 to 1483 code for a protein of 199 amino acids. The transcript has 8 exons.
GUUAUAUCAGAGCCACUGGUGGACCUCUGCUACCAGUUCUUAUAGGAUAGGGGUUAUAGAAGGUUACGCAACACAGUUCUGAGACCGCCUUCGUUUCAAGGAUGAGGGGUGUUUUCGGAAUAGUUCUGGUGGUGUCAUGGGCUGUGUGUAUUCAAGCACAGUUGGCAGUUUUUCCCGUGUUCCGUCCUGGAUUUGGUGACAAAAAUGAUCCAGUUGUCAGAGAGCAGUUUCUAGGAAGCUGUGCGAACGCCUGUCAAGGGAAAAGGGGCUUCAUCGUAAAAUGUGCGUACAACCACCCCUACGCCUGCAACCUGUACGUUGAGUGCCUACGUUUUGGUGGUCUCUGGGUCGUGUAUGGGCGAAUAGCUCCGGAUGGGAACGUAUUUGACGAGCGGGAUCAACGCCUCAAGAACAUUCUGCCCAGUGGAAUACCAGAUCUGUCCUUCUGCAUCCGAGUUGGCCAUCCAUGUGAAACUCGCCGUCGUGUACCCAUCGACGCCACCCAGUGUGGGGGGUACAUGGAAUGCGUGAACAACACCAUGGUUUCUAAACCGUGUAGGGAGGGGCUGGCUUCACUGCCUGGACGGGGGACUGCGACCUCGUCUGCGACAAGAACCAGAGGAGAUUGUUGAACCGGACGUGUGGUCCAUCUACCCAAGGCAGAAGCUUCUUCCAGAUUAACGAAACGGUCACCUAUGGCAAUGGUCUUCCGACCAUAGAGAAAGUCGAUACAACAUGUCCAGCCGCUACGUCUUAUCAGGUCGAUGGCAAAUGUGGCUGUGAUCAUAGCAACGAGACAGCUAAAGGCUGUGAGACAACAACGGCCCUUCAUCUGGCUUCAAUUGACAAUUCCUGGGACCUUGCGAGGAACGACACCCCUGUGAUGGGCAGCAGCACCAUCGACGGCAACGCCAUCGUCAGACCCAACCAGUCUGCUUUCUUCUCAGGAGGGCAGAGUUUUGUCGCACCAGGUUUAAACGGAAAUGACCUUGGUCUCUAUUUUGACCUGGCCUUCACCUUCCAAGCAGUACAAUCAGACAACUCGACACCCGGUGUUCUUGUCCCUAGGGGAACAAACGGACCACUAUUGAUUGCCCUGAUCGAUAACAGCGCCAAUAACCAGGAGGCCACCUAUGGCUGCAGACUUAUAGUUACACGAACAAAUUUCGGCCAGGUGGAAUGCUAUGUUUCACCGAGUAAAGCUUCUGAUUUGGACGAAAACAACGAUAAAACAGAAUCAAGUCCAGAAGUGGAUCUCCGAGGCAGAGUGACCGUUCUGUUCGCGAAGGACAACACUAAAGGCAAGCUGACUGUCACAGCUGAAGGCUCCGAAGAAAAGACAACUGACAUUUCAUUCUUACCAGGUGUCCGGGCAUUUGGGAACGGUUCUCCUAUGGCGAUAGCUUCGGGAACAGGCAAGACGGACUUCACUGGUUUCAUGGACAAUGUGGACUUGAAGAAGUACUGCAGCUCGUUCAUGUGAAACUGUAGGGCAGAAGUUUUCGGCACGAACUUUGCAUAAUAACUACCUUGACAGGCCUGACCGAUAGGAUGCCAAGUCGUGUCAUGUCAUGUCAUGUCAUGUCAUGACGCAGCAGGGAUUCCAGGUCUAUCGGUGCAUUUAUUCUUCUGUCCAGAGUUUCCAACUUGACUAUACAUACAUUCAGACUGAUAAAACAUGUUAUUUUCA